GUGUUGACAAAAAGAGCUUGUAAUGUAGAGGAUACUGUUUGUUAUAAGGUUUAUAGUUGGUAGUAUCCAUGAUCUCCUUGAAUUAUCGGUGUUUGAUUUCUCUUUUUGAAGUACCAAUUUACUUACCAUAAUGGGUUUUAGUAAUACAACUCAUUUCAGAUUUACAUGCAGAUACACUUUUGUGCUAUAUGUAGUUCUGCUAGCAAAAAAGUUAAAUGGAGUGGCUAGUAAUCAUCGUUACAGUGGUUGUGCUGUGGGUGGCUUCACUCUUUAAAAUUCUUCACGAAUCGCUCUCUGCCUCACAAGUUGAAGUUUUGAAUGAUGGUGGGGGUUUUUGCAAGAGAAACGUGUUGUUGGUUAUUGCCCAUCCCGAUGAUGAGUCUAUGUUUUUCACUCCAACUAUUAAUUAUUUGUCUUCAAGAGGAUGUAAUUUGCACAUAUUAUGCAUGUCAACAGGUAAUGCAGAUGGUAUAGGCAAUGUCAGAAAAGAAGAACUUUAUUUAGCCUCGAUUGUGCUUAAGGUUCCACAAAAGCAAGUGAAAGUCCUUGACCAUCCAGAUCUACAGGAUGGUUUUGGCAAAUCAUGGAACUCUAAGUUACUGUCAAAGAUUAUCAAGGAGGAAAUUGUCAAUUGGGCAAUUGAUUUGGUCAUAACUUUUGAUAAUUAUGGAGUCUCAGGUCACUGUAACCAUCAAGAUGUUCAUCAAGGGGUACGAAAACUAUUGCAAGAUACUUCACAUAAAGAAGUUGAGGCCUGGGAGCUUGUUAGCACUAGCAUAUUGCGCAAGUAUAGUGGACCAGUUGACAUAUGGUUGUCCCUCCUAUCUGCCAAGUUCCAUUUAAGUGGAGUGGCGCAUUGCUUUCUAAAUGAACAUCCCAGAAGGAGCUUAGCUGCAAUGGCUCAGCACAGGAGUCAGUGGGUUUGGUUUCGCAAGUUAUUUGUUUCUUUCUCAAGUUACACAUACGUUAACUGCGUUAGGAAGAUCAACUAGAUACAUGUUAGAGCUGUUGGUUCAAGAAGACACUUGAAAGGAAGAUCAACUAGAUGUUGGUUCAACAACACUUGAAAUGGCAGUG
Solanum stenotomum is the source of this 1077-nucleotide messenger RNA. Its product is annotated as probable N-acetylglucosaminyl-phosphatidylinositol de-N-acetylase. Lineage: Eukaryota; Viridiplantae; Streptophyta; Magnoliopsida; Solanales; Solanaceae. The record is from RefSeq and is a predicted model, not a curated record. The coding region runs from base 216 to 992 and encodes 258 amino acids. The transcript is spliced from 10 exons. Gene Ontology annotation, cellular component: endoplasmic reticulum. Gene Ontology annotation, biological process: GPI anchor biosynthetic process. Gene Ontology annotation, molecular function: N-acetylglucosaminylphosphatidylinositol deacetylase activity.